Molecule: messenger RNA, 5775 nt
Organism: Pongo pygmaeus (Bornean orangutan)
Lineage: Eukaryota; Metazoa; Chordata; Mammalia; Primates; Hominidae
Gene: FMN2
Product: formin 2
Exons: 18
Coding region: 242-5584 (1780 amino acids)
Biological process (GO): cortical actin cytoskeleton organization; intracellular signal transduction
Cellular component (GO): cytoplasm; cytoskeleton
Molecular function (GO): actin filament binding
Source: RefSeq, a predicted model, not a curated record
GCCGGCCCUUAUCCGCAGCCGCAGCCGCAGCGACGGCAGCCACUGGAGCCGCCGCGCAUUAUGCAAAGCGGCGGCAGAUGCGAGCGGGGCCAGCUGGGCGCGCGUCGGCCUCCCCUCCCAGCGGCUCGCCCCGCCGCCGCCUGACUCUCCCGGGAGACUCCCUCGGCCCGGACCCGGGGUCGAGGAGGGCCGGGAUGGCCUGAGUGCCCGCGGCUCGGCGGCGCAACAGCGGGAUUACACCAUGGGGAACCAGGAUGGGAAGCUGAAGAGGAGCGCAGGUGAUGCUUUGCACGAAGGCGGCGGCGGCGGUGGCGCCGAGGAUGCGCUGGGGCCCAGGGAUGUGGAAGCCACAAAGAAGGGGAGCGGGGGCAAGAAGGCGCUAGGCAAGCACGGCAAGGGGGGAGGGGGCGGCGGCGGGGAGUCGGGCAAGAGGAAGAGCAAGUCGGACUCCAGAGCCUCGGUGUUUUCCAACCUGCGGAUCAGGAAGAAUCUGUCCAAGGGGAAAGGCGCCGGCGGCUCCCGCGAAGAUGUGCUGGAUUCCCAGGCCCUGCAGACCGGGGAGCUGGACAGCGCUCACUCCCUGCUCACCAAGACUCCGGACCUCAGCCUCUCGGCGGACGAGACCGGCCUGUCGGAUACCGAGUGUGCGGACCCUUUUGAGGUGACCCGUCCAGGGGGUCCUGGGCCUGCCGAGGCUAGGAUCGGGGGCCGGCCGAUCGCCGAGGAUGUGGAAACUGCAGCAGGGGCGCAGGAUGGACAAAGGACCAGCUCGGGCUCGGACACGGACAUCUAUAGCUUCCACUCGGCUACGGAGCAAGAGGAUUUGCUUUCAGACAUCCAGCAGGCGAUCCGCCUGCAGCAGCAGCAGCAGCAGCUCCAGCUCCAGCUCCAGCAACAGCAGCAGCAGCAGCAGCAGCAGCAGCUCCAGGGCGCCGAGGAGCCUGCAGCGCCCCCCACCGCCAUCUCCCCUCAGCCCGGGGCCUUCCUGGGCCUGGACCGGUUCCUGCUGGGGCCGAGCGGCGGGGCUGGGGAGGCCCCGGGCAGUCCGGACACCGAGCAGGCUCUGUCCGCGCUCUCCGACCUGCCCGAGAGCCUGGCCGCCGAGCCCCGGGAGCCCCAGCAACCGCCGUCCCCCGGCGGCCUCCCGGUCUCCGAGGCGCCCAGCCUCCCGGCAGCCCAACCCGCGGCCAAAGACUCGCCCUCCUCCACGGCUUUCCCAUUUCCCGAGGCCGGGUCGGGGGAGGAAGCGGCCGGAGCCCCCGUGCGAGGGGCUGGGGACACGGAUGAGGAGGGUGAGGAGGAUGCUUUUGAGGAUGCGCCCCGGGGCUCUCCGGGGGAGGAGUGGGCCCCGGAGGUGGGAGAGGACGCCCCGCAGAGGCUGGGGGAAGAGCCGGAGGGGGAGGCGCAAGGACCUGACGCCCCCGCGGCCGCUUCCCUGCCCGGCAGCCCCGCGCCCAGCCAGCGCUGUUUCAAGCCCUACCCGCUCAUCACCCCCUGCUACAUCAAGACCACCACCCGGCAGCUCAGCUCUCCCAAUCACUCCCCGUCUCAGUCCCCUAAUCAGAGCCCCAGGAUCAAGAGGCGGCCGGAGCCCUCCCUGAGCCGAGGGUCCAGAACUGCCCUGGCCUCCGUAGCCGCCCCAGCCAAGAAGCACCGGGCCGACGGCGGCCUUGCGGCCGGCCUGAGCCGCUCGGCUGACUGGACGGAGGAGCUGGGCGCCCGCACGCCCCUGGCGGGAGGCUCCGCGCACCUGCUGGAGCGCGGAGUGGCCAGUGACAGCGACGGUGGGGUGUCCCCAGCACUGGCCGCCAAGGCGUCUGGGGCGCCCGCGGCUGCGGAUGGCUUCCAGAACGUGUUCACAGGGCGAACGCUGUUGGAGAAGCUGUUCAGCCAGCAGGAGAACGGGCCUCCAGAAGAAGCAGAGAAGUUUUGCUCCCGGAUCAUUGCCAUGGGUCUUCUCCUUCCUUUUAGUGAUUGCUUCAGGGAACCGUGUAAUCAGAAUGCCCAGACGAAUGCAGCUUCAUUUGAUCAAGAUCAACUUUAUACCUGGGCUGCAGUUAGUCAACCCACACACUCGUUGGACUAUUCAGAAGGGCAGUUUCCUAGGCGAGUCCCAUCCAUGGGGCCACCAUCCAAACCUCCCGAUGAGGAACACAGGCUCGAGGAUGCUGAAACAGGAUCUCAAUCUGCUGUUUCAGAAACUCCCAAAAAACGCUCGGAUGCUGUCCAGAAGGAAGUUGUUGACAUGAAGUCUGAGGGACAGGCCACUGUAAUUCAGCAGCUGGAACAGACUAUUGAGGAUCUGAGAACCAAAAUAGCUGAACUAGAGAGGCAGUAUCCUGCCCUGGACACAGAGGUGGCCAGUGGUCGUCAAGGGCUUGAGAAUGGAGUAACAGCCUCAGGCGAUGUGUGUCUCGAUGCUCUCAGGUUAGAAGAAAAGGAAGUACGGCAUCAAAGGAUUUUAGAGGCGAAAUCGAUACAGACUUCCCCGACGGAAGAGGGCGGGGUACUGACGCUGCCUCCUGUGGAUGCGCUGCCAGGCCGUCCUCCAUGCCCCCCUGGGGCUGAGAGUGGACCUCAGACAAAGUUUUGUUCAGAGAUUUCUUUGAUUGUGUCUCCAAGGCGAAUAUCAGUCCAGCUCGACAGCCAUCAGCCCACACAGAGCAUCUCACAGCCUCCACCACCUCCAUCCCUUCUGUGGUCUGCUGGUCAAGGACAGGCUGGGUCACAGCCGCCCCAUUCUUCUCUUUCUACCGAGUUUCAAACCAGCCAUGAACACACUGUUUCCUCCGCCUUUAAAAACAGCUGUACCAUCCCAUCUCCACCACCUCUGCCUUGCACAGAGUCCUCCAGCUCCAUGCCUGGCCUGGGCAUGGUGCCUCCCCCACCUCCCCCUCUCCCUGGCAUGACAGUGCCUACUCUGCCCAGUACAACCAUUCCCCAACCUCCUCCUCUGCCGGGUAUAGAAAUGCUGCCACCCCCUCCCCCUCCUCUUCCCGGAGUGGGCAUACCCCCUCCACCCCCACUUCCCGGAGCGGGAAUACCCCCUCCGCCCCCACUUCCCGGAGCGGGCAUACCCCCUCCGCCCCCACUUCCCGGAGCGGGCAUACCCCCUCCGCCCCCACUUCCCGGAGCGGGCAUACCCCCUCCGCCCCCUCUACCCGGAGCGGGCAUACCCCCUCCGCCCCCUCUACCCGGAGCGGCAAUACCCCCUCCGCCCCCUCUACCCGGAGCGGCAAUACCCCCUCCGCCCCCUCUACCCGGAGCGGCAAUACCCCCUCCGCCCCCUCUACCCGGAGCGGCAAUACCCCCUCCGCCCCCUCUACCCGGAGCGGCAAUACCCCCUCCGCCCCCUCUACCCGGAGCGGCAAUACCCCCUCCGCCCCCUCUACCCGGAGCGGCAAUACCCCCUCCGCCCCCUCUACCCGGAGCGGCAAUACCCCCUCCGCCCCCUCUACCCGGAGCGGCAAUACCCCCUCCGCCCCCUCUACCCGGAGCGUCAAUACCCCCUCCGCCCCCUCUACCCGGAGCGGGAAUACCCCCUCCGCCCCCUCUACCCGGAGCGGGAAUACCCCCUCCGCCCCCUCUACCCGGAGCGGCGAUACCCCCUCCGCCCCCUCUACCCGGAGCGGCGAUACCCCCUCCGCCCCCUCUACCCGGAGCGGGAAUACCCCCUCCGCCCCCUCUACCCGGAGCGGCAAUACCCCCUCCGCCCCCUCUACCCGGAGCGGGAAUACCCCCUCCGCCCCCUCUACCCGGAGCGGCAAUACCCCCUCCGCCCCCUCUACCCGGAGCGGGAAUACCCCCUCCGCCCCCUCUACCCGGAGCGGCAAUACCCCCUCCGCCCCCUCUACCCGGAGCGGGAAUACCCCCUCCGCCCCCUCUACCCGGAGCGGCGAUACCCCCUCCGCCCCCUCUACCCGGAGCGGGAAUACCCCCUCCGCCCCCUCUACCCGGAGCGGGAAUACCCCCUCCGCCCCCUCUACCCGGAGCGGGAAUACCUCCUCCGCCCAUUCUACCUGGUGCUGGGAUUCCCCCACCUCCUCCCUUGCCAGGUAUGGGGAUUCCACCUGCUCCAGCUCCCCCACUCCCUCCACCUGGGACAGGAAUCCCACCGCCCCCUCUGCUUCCUGCAUCAGGCCCUCCACUCCUCCCACAAGUUGGGAGUAGCACUUUACCAACCCCACAGGUGUGUGGAUUUCUUCCUCCUCCAUUGCCAAGUGGCUUGUUUGGAUUAGGGAUGAAUCAGGACAAAGGGAGUAGGAAGCAGCCCAUAGAGCCUUGUCGACCAAUGAAGCCUCUUUACUGGACCAGGAUUCAACUACAUAGUAAAAGAGACUCCAGUACUUCACUUAUUUGGGAAAAAAUUGAAGAGCCAUCCAUAGAUUGUCAUGAAUUUGAGGAAUUAUUUUCUAAAACUGCUGUAAAGGAGAGAAAGAAACCUAUCUCUGAUACUAUCUCAAAGACGAAGGCUAAACAAGUUGUCAAGUUAUUAAGCAACAAAAGAUCACAAGCAGUUGGAAUACUAAUGUCUAGUCUUCAUUUAGAUAUGAAAGACAUACAACAUGCUGUUGUGAACUUGGAUAAUUCUGUGGUUGACCUGGAGACCCUUCAAGCUCUCUAUGAGAAUAGAGCACAGUCAGACGAACUCGAAAAAAUAGAAAAGCACGGCCGAUCUUCCAAAGACAAGGAAAAUGCCAAGUCUCUGGACAAACCUGAACAGUUCCUUUAUGAACUGUCACUAAUCCCCAACUUUUCAGAGCGAGUCUUUUGCAUCCUGUUCCAGUCCACGUUUUCAGAAAGCAUUUGCUCAAUUCGUCGCAAACUGGAAUUACUACAGAAAUUGUGUGAGACAUUAAAAAAUGGCCCAGGGGUUAUGCAGGUUCUAGGUUUGGUUCUUGCCUUUGGCAACUACAUGAAUGGAGGAAAUAAGACUCGAGGACAGGCGGAUGGCUUUGGAUUAGACAUUCUUCCAAAACUGAAAGAUGUCAAGAGCAGUGACAAUAGCAGAAGCCUUUUGUCAUAUAUUGUUUCAUAUUAUCUCCGAAAUUUUGAUGAGGAUGCUGGAAAAGAACAGUGCCUCUUUCCACUGCCGGAACCCCAGGACCUUUUUCAGGCCUCACAGAUGAAGUUUGAAGAUUUUCAAAAAGAUCUCAGAAAACUGAAGAAAGACUUGAAAGCCUGUGAAGUUGAAGCAGGGAAAGUAUACCAGGUCUCCUCAAAAGAGCAUAUGCAGCCUUUCAAGGAAAACAUGGAACAAUUUAUUAUUCAAGCCAAAAUUGACCAAGAGGCAGAGGAAAAUUCACUGACAGAGACUCAUAAAUGCUUUUUGGAGACCACGGCAUAUUUCUUCAUGAAACCAAAACUUGGAGAGAAGGAGGUGUCCCCCAAUGCUUUCUUCAGUAUCUGGCAUGAAUUCAGCUCUGACUUUAAAGACUUCUGGAAGAAAGAGAAUAAACUUCUUCUACAAGAGAGAGUAAAAGAAGCCGAAGAGGUGUGUAGACAGAAGAAGGGGAAAUCACUUUAUAAAAUAAAACCAAGACAUGACUCUGGAAUUAAAGCAAAGAUAAGCAUGAAAACUUGAACAAUGAAAAGCAGAAUGAAAAUGAGUCAUUGCAACGUGUUUCACAAAAUUCAGCUGACCUGAGGGUGGGAGGGAAACUACCGUCAUUCUGCUUGUUUCUUCUUGACCUCUUGCAUAAUCUUUUUGUUUUCUAGACAGUUCACUAAUUGUUGAAUUUUACUGUAUAUUCAUAUAAAAAUGAAAAAGUACUA